ACGUUGUUCAGAAUAUCACGCGGUACAAAAAUUAGUCCGAAACAUUUGGAUUGGACAGAGGAUUGGGAGCGAUUCAUUGGUCUCCUCCACGGCCACACAAUUAUUAUCACACACUUUAACAAGUUCACAGCAAAACCCUGUUUCAAAUUGUCUGAACUGAACCUCCUCCAUCGAUUCUUUAUCUUCCCCCUCCAUCGAUUCUUCUAUGGCGUCUAUGUCUAGGUUUGUUGCCAAAGAUUGCAGAUUGCAGCCUCACGAUGCUCUUUACAGGCCAACUACUUGCUUACCUGCAAGGAAGCUUCAAACCCAUUUGUAUCUAAAAUGUGCAUUUGGUGUUGAGAAUGGGAAAAGUUGUUUGGCAAUCCAUUGUAAUCCACGGCGUCCAAUUGUUGCUCUGUCUGGCCCUACCUCAAUGCUUCAGCCUUCAAGGAAUUAUCAAGUAGUGUGCAAGGCAGCAACAAAUGCAUCUGGAGAUGUUCCUGGUAGAGCUCCUAGUGGAAUGAGCCAAUAUGAAAGAAUAAUUGAAAUGCUUACAACUCUUUUUCCUGUUUGGGUCAUAUUGGGUACAAUCAUUGGCAUCUAUAAACCUGCCGCGGUGGCUUGGUUACACACAGACCUUUUCACUGUUGGCUUGGGUUUUCUUAUGCUUUCAAUGGGAUUGACAUUGACUUUUGAGGAUUUCAGACGAUGCCUACGAAACCCAUGUACUGUGGGUGUAGGAUUUCUUGCUCAAUACUUGAUAAAGCCCAUGUUAGGGUUCUUUAUCGCAUUGACUUUGAAGCUCUCUGCACCCCUCGCAACUGGUCUUAUUUUGGUUUCUUGCUGCCCUGGAGGCCAGGCAUCAAAUGUUGCUACAUAUAUUUCAAAGGGAAAUGUAGCGCUCUCAGUACUUAUGACAACGUGUUCAACCAUUGGGGCUAUUGUUAUGACACCACUCCUCACUAAGCUUCUUGCAGGUCAGCUUGUUCCAGUUGAUGCAGUAGGUCUAGCCAUCAGUACUUUUCAGGUUGUUUUAGUGCCAACAAUUGUUGGAGUGAUGUUAAAUGAAUUCUUCCCCAAAUUCACUUCAAAGAUAGUCACGUUAACGCCUUUAGUUGGAGUUAUUCUUACCACCCUGCUUUGUGCAAGCCCAAUUGGACAAGUUUCAGAUGUCUUGAAAGCUCAGGGAGCACAAUUAUUAUUGCCAGUGGCCCUCCUACAUGGUGCCGCAUUUGCUAUUGGUUAUUUGAUUUCAAAAAUAUCAUUUGGUGAAUCAACUUCUCGUACAAUUUCAAUAGAAUGUGGGAUGCAGAGCUCUGCACUUGGAUUUUUACUUGCUCAAAAACAUUUCACCAAUCCUCUAGUGGCAGUCCCUUCUGCUGUGAGCGUUGUUUGCAUGGCGCUUGGUGGGAGCGCUCUUGCUGUCUUUUGGAGGAACAACCCAAUUCCUGUUGACGACAAGGAUGAUUUCAAGGAAUGAAAAGUCUUUCUCUUCUUGCUUGUUACUGCCGUGUUGCCUAGACUGUUGUCAGUUUCAGAGUAUCUUCCUCCAAAGUUUAGCAUCCUUACCCUCUCAGAACUUGAAUGGCUUUUGAUUUGUCGCAUCCCAAGAAAUCUUCUCAAAUUUACUGCCACUGAGAGUUGAAAUUUCAUCAGUUGGUCCGAUGAGAAGUUUCUGGAAGGGCGGGGUAGGUCAUGUAAGCGUGGUAGUGAACGAGGAAGAUGAAUGAACAGGGCAUUACCAGUGCACUAAAAUGUGUUAUGUUAUACCGACCAAUGAAAUGAAUACCUUAAUCAAUUUAAUUAUUUUCCUAGAACCAUCAGAUCCAUUGAGAUAUGCUGAUAACACCUACUGAGAUGAGAGUAGUUCACCUAGAGGGUUCCAUGCUUGGUCCAAGAUGGAUUUUUUGACCUGUAAUCGCAACAACCGAAAUGCAAGAGCUCCGACGAAUGAAAACGUUGUUUUCUUCUUCAUCCUAUGUUGUCUUGAUUUUGAUGAAGUGAAUGGAUUUUCCGAGCCAAGUUGGAGAUGAACCGCCAGAGGAAAUUGAUCUGUCCGAUCAAGAGCUACGCGUCUUCAUGAGGCCACAUUAACACCUAUAAUUUGGUGUGAUGUUGCACUAAAGAUUUAUGAUUUUUCUUUUUUAACUAUUAGGACAUGUUUGGGACCAUCAUGUACGGUUUUGGUGUGUUUUGGAUUGUGAUGUUUGGAUUUGAGUUUGGUGUUUGGUUGUCAUAUCUGAAGAUAUGAUUCUUCUCUUGUUCUAUAUUUAUGUUUACUUGUUAUUGAGCUAGGUUAGUGAUUUUUUA
This is a messenger RNA of Camellia sinensis, 2289 nucleotides long. It is a transcript of the gene BASS2, whose product is annotated as Sodium Bile acid symporter family. Lineage: Eukaryota; Viridiplantae; Streptophyta; Magnoliopsida; Ericales; Theaceae. Gene Ontology annotation, cellular component: membrane. The record is from RefSeq and is a predicted model, not a curated record.